This is a messenger RNA of Temnothorax curvispinosus, 1448 nucleotides long. It is a transcript of the gene endos, whose product is annotated as alpha-endosulfine. The transcript has 3 exons. Gene Ontology annotation, cellular component: cytoplasm. Bases 333 to 668 code for a protein of 111 amino acids. Gene Ontology annotation, molecular function: protein phosphatase inhibitor activity. The record is from RefSeq and is a predicted model, not a curated record. NCBI's taxonomy places the organism in Eukaryota, Metazoa, Arthropoda, Insecta, Hymenoptera, Formicidae.
CCGUGCGGACGUCGGUAACGUAACGGUCACCCGGGAACAUAUGGCUCCGCAUGUGACGCCGUCGCUGUUCUCGCCGUCUGUACGCGUAUGAAAACAACUCUCUCGUUGAGUUGACAAUUGUCGGUCUCUCCACCGGUGCACGCCGUCUAUCCAGGCCACGGCUCGCCUGCGGCGAAGGGCACGAUUGAGAGACGCUGGACGCUGCACGUUAUUGCGCCGCUCACUUAGCUUAUGUAUGUUAUAUGCGUCAGUGUCGAAAUUAGUAUACAGAGGAUAACCAGUCGGGAGGCGAACGGUCGCUACGACGAGAGGCGUUUGAAAAACCUGCGAAGAUGAGCGACGAUCAGACGAACGAGCAGAGCCCACCUGCGGAGCUGUCGUCGAGUGACAUAGAAAAAAUGGAGGAAGCAAAGUUGAAAGCAAAAUUUCCAAAUGCAGCUGGUCGACCAUUCGGCGGUCAUUCCGCGUUUCUGCAGAAAAGGCUAGCCAAAGGGCAAAAAUAUUUUGAUUCUGGGGAUUAUCAAAUGGCAAAACAAAAGUCUACAGCUAAGCCAAAGCCAGCUGGUGUUCUGCCAACGGGAGAUGCUAUACCGACACCAGAAACAGUACCACAGCGAAAAACAUCUAUUAUCCAACAAAAAUUUAAUACAUCGACAACAACAUCAUAAGAUCUAUCUGGUUAUUCUACUACUUCUCAAAAUAUAUUUUAUUAAUUAGUCUUAUGUUUGGAUGUCGAAGUAACAUGGUACGAUCAUGAUUGAUUGGUGGCUUAUACAUAUAUAAUUUUAUGUUUGAAAACAUUUUGAGGAUCUUCCACGAAACAUUUUACAGUACCAUAAAAUUCUUCUGUAUUUGUAGGAAACCAACUAAUUUUUUAGCUAUUCAUUCUCAAAACAGCAUCAGUAAUAUUGUUAUAAAUAGUGUUCUAUACGUAUGUGCCACAAUGCUACAUAAGUUUUAUAACAUAUGAAAGUAAUAAUUAAGCAUCACAUUCUUCUUAAUUGCCUGCCAUUCAGAUAUUCUUAUUUUGGAAAUUAAUUCUAUUCUGAUUUGCAGUAAAGAAUUAAAGAUAAAAAAAGUUGCACUAGUAUUCAGGUUGUAUUGUUAGCCAGCAAUAAAUAUACAUUUUAGGUGCACAUAUAUAUGCAAAAAUUUAUAUUGAGAAUGUGAGAUAAGUAAAUGAAUAAUAAUAAAUAUCUAAUAACAGGAAAACUUAUCUUGGUGAUAUAUAAUUUGAGUAUAAUCCACUUGUGCAUGAUAAGAUUGAGAAUAAGAAGAUAUACAGAUCUGCAUUUCCAAAGCUGCUGUGAUGCGCUUUUAGUAAGACUAUUUUCUUAUGAGAAACCGUAUUUACUGUAAAAAUCUGUAGUAUGAACAUAAUUUUAAACGUAACUACAGUUUUGCUUAUUGUAAACUACAUUUAGUAAUAUAUUGCAAUUAUAAAAUCU